Manis javanica (Malayan pangolin) is the source of this 2936-nucleotide messenger RNA. It is a transcript of the gene KLC2, whose product is annotated as kinesin light chain 2. Lineage: Eukaryota; Metazoa; Chordata; Mammalia; Pholidota; Manidae. Gene Ontology annotation, molecular function: kinesin binding. Gene Ontology annotation, cellular component: cytoplasm; kinesin complex. The record is from RefSeq and is a predicted model, not a curated record. Gene Ontology annotation, biological process: microtubule-based movement.
CUUCACCUUUAAGGCGGCGCGGGGACUCCUGGGAAGGCCGGCGGGAUGGAGGCGGUGGGACUGGCUCACGGCUGCCGGUUCGGGUGAAGCGGGGCGGGAGCUGGGGCCGGAGCCGGAGCCGGAGCCGGGCCCGAGCGGGAGGUGCAGGCCCGGCACCCGCCUGCCCGCCCCCUCACCUCCACAGGCAGCACGGCUAUGGCCACGAUGGUGCUUCCGCGGGAAGAGAAGUUGAGCCAGGAUGAGAUAGUCCUGGGCACCAAGGCCGUCAUCCAAGGACUGGAGACCCUGCGCGGGGAGCAUCGUGCCCUUCUCGCACCCUUGGUCGCUCGUGAAGCCAGCGAGGCUGAGCCCGGCUCACAGGAGCGCUGUGUCCUCCUGCGCCGAUCCCUGGAAGCCAUUGAGCUGGGACUGGGGGAGGCCCAGGUAAUCCUGGCACUGUCAAGCCACCUGGGGGCCGUAGAGUCGGAGAAGCAGAAGCUGCGGGCUCAGGUGCGGCGCCUGGUGCAGGAGAACCAGUGGCUGCGGGAGGAGCUGGCAGGGACGCAGCAAAAGCUGCAGCGCAGUGAGCAGGCGGUGGCCCAGCUCGAGGAGGAGAAGCAGCACUUGCUGUUCAUGAGCCAGAUCCGCAAGUUGGACGAGGACGCCUCCCCCACCGAGGAGAAGGGGGAUGCCCCCAAAGACUCUCUGGAUGACCUGUUCCCUAAUGAGGAGGACCAGAGCCCAGCCCCCAGCCCCGGAGGAGGGGAUGUGGCUGCCCAGCACGGGGGCUACGAAAUCCCAGCAAGGCUUCGCACCCUGCACAACCUGGUGAUCCAGUAUGCCUCACAGGGCCGCUAUGAGGUGGCCGUGCCACUCUGCAAACAGGCGCUUGAGGACCUGGAGAAGACCUCAGGCCAUGACCACCCUGACGUGGCCACCAUGCUGAACAUCUUGGCGCUGGUCUAUCGGGACCAGAACAAGUACAAGGAGGCUGCCCACCUGCUCAACGAUGCCCUGGCUAUCCGAGAAAAGACACUGGGCAAGGACCACCCGGCUGUGGCUGCAACAUUAAACAACCUGGCGGUUCUGUACGGCAAACGGGGCAAGUACAAAGAAGCUGAGCCGCUGUGCAAGCGGGCGCUGGAAAUCCGGGAAAAGGUCCUGGGCCAGUUUCAUCCAGACGUGGCCAAGCAGCUGAGCAACCUGGCCCUGCUGUGCCAGAACCAGGGCAAAGCGGAGGAGGUGGAAUACUAUUACCGCCGGGCACUGGAAAUCUAUGCCACACGCCUUGGGCCUGAUGACCCCAACGUGGCCAAGACCAAGAACAACCUGGCCUCCUGCUACCUGAAACAGGGCAAGUACCAGGAAGCAGAGACCCUGUACAAGGAGAUUCUCACCCGUGCUCAUGAGAAGGAGUUUGGUUCUGUCAAUGGGGAUAACAAGCCCAUCUGGAUGCAUGCAGAGGAACGUGAGGAGAGCAAGGAUAAGCGCCGGGAUAGCACCCCCUAUGGGGAAUAUGGCAGCUGGUACAAAGCCUGUAAGGUAGACAGCCCCACUGUCAACACCACCCUACGCAGCUUGGGGGCCCUGUACCGGCGCCAGGGCAAGCUAGAAGCCGCACAUACCCUGGAGGACUGUGCCAGCCGUAGCCGCAAGCAGGGCCUGGACCCUGCAAGCCAGACCAAGGUGGUGGAGCUGCUGAAGGACAGCAGUGCUGGGCAGGGAGACCGCAAUGGCAGCCGAGACAUAGGUGGGGCUGCCAGCAACCGGUCUGAGUCUAGCAUCGAGGAGGCAGGGCCUACAGCCGAGUGGAGCGGGGAUGGCAAUGGCUCCCUGCGGCGCAGUGGCUCCUUUGGGAAGCUCCGAGAUGCCCUGAGGCGCAGCAGCGAAAUGCUGGUGAAGAAGCUGCAGGGUGGUGGCCCCCAGGAGCCCCCUAACCCCAGGAUGAAGCGGGCCAGUUCCCUCAACUUCCUCAACAAGAGUAUGGAAGAGCCAGUUCAGCCUGGAAGCACAGGCCUCUCUGACAGCCGCACUCUCAGCUCCAGCUCCAUGGACCUCUCCCGUCGAAGCUCCCUCGUGGGCUAAUUCUGAAGGGGCAGCCUGUUGCCAGAACCUCCACCCAGCACUGCCUCCACCCCAAGCCCUGCGCAUGGGCCUGCUGCUUGUCCCACCUGACUCUCCCAAGGACCCCCGUCUUUUCUGUUCAAUCUCAGGGUAACCUCCUCCCUUGUCAUCUCAGCCUGAACCCUGGAGACUGGGCCUGCCAGCUCCAGCUCUACUCCUUAUUUAUUCCUUUCAGCAGGGCCCCCUCUUCCCUAUAUUCAGGGCUAGUGCAAGGAGCUGGCCUGAGGCUCCAAGGUAGAGACUCAGUGGCCCACCAUCCCCAGACCCGGAGCCAAGAACACUUGAGCACCUGCCCUCCCUUCAGCAUUCCUGCCCUCCGGCCGUUGCUUCUGUAUAUAGAGAAAUAAGUUAUUGGCCGCACCCCUCCCCUCAGUCCCUGGUACUACCCGGUCCUCUUCCUCACCCCGCCCUUCUCUAGUGGUACCGCCCAGGCCUUAAUCACCCCCGUUCCGCGCGGUGGUAUCUCCCAGGCUCCACAUCUCGGGGCGGGGGGGGCGGCACCUCCCUGGGCCUCCUGGCACUCCUUCCGGCCUCUAAGGGGCGUUCCCUCCCCAGCCAUUCUCUGCCCCAGGACCGAGAGCCCUUCUCUGCCGUCCUCUCACCGCCGGGUCUUGCAUCCCGGCCUUAUGCACUGUCACUCCCACCCAGGCACAACCUGACCCCGCCCCGGGCGCUGCCCAACGAGGCAUCCUGCCACAUAGCCUCCCAUGCCUGUAGCUUCUCGCGAGGGUCAGUGAUGGCCCCAUGGUGGCAGGAGGGGCUGCCCCAGUUGAUGGGUGAGGGGGUCGCUAUUUUCAAAUGUUGCUGUAGAAAUAAAGAUGGUUUGAAUCUGA